AUGAAACAAAUUUUAUGCUUAUUAUUUAUCUUACUUUUAACAUCAACUCUUAUUAAUGGAGUACCAAAUAAAUUAAUAGAAAUUGCAUGUCAAAGAAAUCCAUCACUAUCCAUGUGUUAUCGUAAAUCUAAUAUGCGUGAUGAUCCAUUUCCAAGAAAAAAUUCUAUUAAUAAUGGACAUGCUGAACCAUCAUCAAACCGAUUUUUCGGUAGAUUGUUAAAUGAUCAACCAAUAUAUAAUGAUAAAAAUUUAAUAAGAAACAUGCCAAAAUUUGCUCCAAAAACAAAAGUAGCUGUAUCAGAACUUCCUAGUGCUGUUAUUGAAACUUGUACUCCAGAUUGCACAGCACUUCACUGUACAAAUGAAUGUAAAUGUGCACAUACUCAUCGUCUAGUUCACACUAUUUGUAAUCCACCGGCUAAUGCUCAUAUUGCAAAUCAUUGUCAAUCAUGGUAUAUUAAAUGUCCCAUGUUCCAUCCAAUCCAAUAUUAA
Messenger RNA from Strongyloides ratti, 492 nucleotides. RefSeq lists its product as hypothetical. The record is from RefSeq and is a predicted model, not a curated record. Gene Ontology annotation, molecular function: Notch binding. Gene Ontology annotation, biological process: positive regulation of Notch signaling pathway. The coding region runs from base 1 to 492 and encodes 163 amino acids. Lineage: Eukaryota; Metazoa; Nematoda; Chromadorea; Rhabditida; Strongyloididae. The transcript has 2 exons.